Chenopodium quinoa (quinoa) is the source of this 1184-nucleotide messenger RNA. Its product is annotated as RING-H2 finger protein ATL78-like. The coding region runs from base 15 to 944 and encodes 309 amino acids. The transcript has a single exon. NCBI's taxonomy places the organism in Eukaryota, Viridiplantae, Streptophyta, Magnoliopsida, Caryophyllales, Amaranthaceae. Gene Ontology annotation, biological process: protein ubiquitination. Gene Ontology annotation, molecular function: transferase activity. The record is from RefSeq and is a predicted model, not a curated record.
AACAAACAUAUAGAAUGCAGAUAAGAUAUACUUAUAUAUGCUAUAUAGGAUCUACAAAAUCUAUACUUUUUGUAACUUUAGGCCACUAUAUAUUCAUCUUCCAACACAACCACAAUUCCACAUCCAACUCUAUCCACAAUAACAAUAAUAUUACUCUCUCUUUUUCUUUUACAAAGAAAAACAUGUUUCCUUCAACUUCCUUCUCUUCUAUUCCCCAAGAAAUCACUACUAACCUUCAUUAUUCUAGAAGGUUACUACUUCACUCCCCAUUCCACCCUUCACCAUCUACAACAGAAGCACCAACACCAACCUACCAAGUCCUAGACCCGAGUUCAAGCCAUGGCAACCCCGGGUUUGAUUCUAACAUAGUCAUGAUCCUCGCGGUCUUGGUGUGCGCUUUAAUAUGUUCAUUUUGCAUAAACACCGUCAUAAGGUUUGUGAUCAAGUGCUCAUUUAUGAUUACCGGAGAGCCUAGUUAUUACCUAAACAUAAUUAGUCAUGAUCAAAAGAAGAAAAGUUGCAAUGGUUUAGACAAAAGGGCAUUAAAGACAUUUCCAGUGGUGAAGUACUCAACCGAGGUGCAAAUUCAAGGGUUAGGCACUGAGUGUGUGAUAUGUUUAUCAGAGUUUAAGGGUGGUGAAAAAGUUAGGAUAUUACCAAAAUGCCAUCAUGGUUUUCAUGUUAAGUGUAUUGAUAAAUGGCUUGGUUCAAACUCCUCUUGCCCUACUUGUAGGCAAUCUUUAGUUGAAACUUGUCAAAAGAUCAUUAGUGGUGACGAUCAUCAGACUACCUCAUCUUCAUUAAACACAUCUUCUUCAUCAUUAUCAUCGUCGACAUCAACAACAAUAACAUCAUCGUCUAGGGAGAUGGUUGUAGUGAGCAUUGUGCCACUUGAAAGGGAAGAUUUGGUGAGAAAUUACAGGAGUGAAGUUGCUCAAAGCUAGCCAAAUUUGUAGUUGGUUGAUUUUGUAGAUUUUUGUUAAUUUAAAGAGUUUAAAAUUAGGAAGAUUUUAACAAUUUUAUGAUAAUUAACUUGUUAAAGUUGUGCACAUGAUAGAUAUUACAGACAUAUAUUAACGAUGAGUUCGUUGUUCUUAAUUAUUGAAAGUGUACAAACAAUUAAAAGAGCAAUAAUGUACAAUUCCAUGCUUUGGCUAUAUAAUUGUCCAUAAUAACCUCCGAUC